Selaginella moellendorffii is the source of this 1342-nucleotide messenger RNA. Its product is annotated as lysine-specific demethylase JMJ30. Gene Ontology annotation, molecular function: 2-oxoglutarate-dependent dioxygenase activity. The transcript has 5 exons. The coding region runs from base 170 to 1294 and encodes 374 amino acids. The record is from RefSeq and is a predicted model, not a curated record. NCBI's taxonomy places the organism in Eukaryota, Viridiplantae, Streptophyta, Lycopodiopsida, Selaginellales, Selaginellaceae.
UCCAGAUGAAAAGCGCGGCAGAUUUGUGUGUGGUGCAUGACUUGCAAAAGCCGCAGCAAAAAUCCAGCUAGAAAUCGGUGGUUUUUCGACGAAGUAUAGCGAGUUUUUAAAUCUAAGAAGCCCGCCCUAUGGAUAGAUUUUAGGGCUCUUCAGUAAGAGCUAGGGCAGGAUGGAUGCGCUUGAGGAGAGUGUCUUGGCGAGCGUCUGGCGCCAGGGUGGAUUCGCGUUCUGCCAGCUGAUGAGGAAAUGCCGUAGCGAUCCUUCCAUGGCCGAGGAGGCGCACGAUCUGGCGUGGGAGCAGCUCCAUUUGGGGGAUUGGCACCAGGUCGAUUGUGCUUGGCGGGACGGGUAUGCGUUGGCUUGCGUGUACUGGGCGGAGGAGCUGCGCAGAAAGGGCGAUCACGCUGAGGCCACCAGAGUUUUGGAUAUGGGAUUGAUGAUGGGAGGCUUGGCUUUUCGCCCCCGGCUCAAUGCAGCGAUCUCUUCGCUUUCGCAAGCUUCGGAACCACCCUCUGCUGUUCGUGGAGACGAUCAGCUCACAGUCCAGGCUGAAAGCUUGCCACCGGGAUCGUUGCAAGGACCACCAAUGCGAACUAUGGCAUUUCCAUCGAUCCAAAAGUUUCUGCAAGAGCUCUUUGCACCGGGUGUUCCUGCGAUCUUGACAGACACAAUGGCGCAUUGGCCUGCGAUGAAGAAAUGGAAAGACUUGAGCUACUUUCACAAGAUCGCUGGAAACCGGACAGUUCCAGUAGAGGUAGGCGAGACAUACUUGGCGGAAGGCUGGAAGCAAGAGCUCAUGACUAUGUCUCGCUUCCUAGAUCGAAUCUACGAUCCUGGAGACUCUACUUCGAGAGCAUAUCUCGCUCAGCAUCCGCUGUUCGAUCAGAUUCCCGAGCUACAGCGCGACAUAGUGACUCCAGAUUACUGUGCUUGUGGCGAUGGAGAGCUUCACUCGAUCAAUGCCUGGUUUGGUCCCAGCGGUACCGUCACACCUUUACACCACGACCCUCACCACAACUUGCUCGCCCAAGUCGUCGGUACCAAGUACGUGAGGCUUUACUCUCCAGAGCUCUCGGACUCUUUGCACCCCUUCAGCGAUCCAAUGCUGCAAAACUCUAGCCAGCUCGAUCUUGACAAACCAGACUAUGAGCGCUUUCCUCUGGCGGAGAAGCUAGCUUUUGUCGACUGUGUUCUUGGAGAAGGCCAGAUGCUUUACAUUCCACCGAAGUGGUGGCAUUACGUCAAGUCCCUCAGCCCAAGCUUCUCCGUAAGCUUUUGGUGGCGAUCUUCCUAAUGAAAGAACGUGUGCUCGAUACGAAGUUUGAGCAUGGAAAGAGUGGUG